GACAGGUCCGACAGGUAACCGAACAGAUGACGACAGGUACCGACAGGUAACCGACAGCCAAUCAGAAGUGAUCUCAGUAACAACAAAGCAGACGUCUCUGCAGCCUGAUGGACGUAGACGUCCUGGAGUUCAAAGUUCCUGAGGACAACAACAAGACUCUGUUUGUGUGGGACAUCCAGCCGUGUCACACUGAGUCCCAGAUCUAUGAUGGGCUGUAUGGUGUGUUCUCGUCCUUUGGUCCUCUCUACCUGCUCAAGGUGUGUCCUAAUGCUCCGCUCAAUCCGCCCGGGUUCUACGCCCUCAUCAAGUUCUACUCUGCUGCUCAGGCCUCAAAGGCACAACGGCAGACUGACGGACACUCGCUGUUCCAGAGCUCUCCACUCAAGGUGAGGCUGAGCACCAAACACACUCCUCACUUCCUGUCUGACAGCAUCAGACCACUCAGCCACGCCCGCUGCCUGGAGCUGGCCAAUCACUGCCUGGGAUUCAACGGCUGGACCUCUGACAUUAUCACACUGAAGGAGCUCACCAACAAAGAAGAAGAAGCGGAGAAGGAGGGUGGAGGCAGGUGGAGGACGCUGAGUUUCGGCUGUGUGGUGCAGCUCUCCUUCCCUCAUCAUAGACAGAUGACCAGAGCAGCAGCAGUGGUAGAGGACAGCUUCACCUGCACAGGUCCAGAUGUUCUCCUACAGAAACGUUGUAAACUACAGAAGCUGGUCAGGGACAAAGCUCUGGUCCAGGCCUUCACUGCAGUACUACUCAUACUACUAGGUAAUGGAAAAGUCAUGGUGGAGGUGAAGCAGACCUCAGAUCAGUUCCUACUUGAGCAGACUGACGGAGUCCUCCAGGUGAAUGAGUUUGCUCCCGAUGAAGAGGAGGAUGAAGAGUUGGAUCUGACCGUGUCAUAGAAACCCAGAGGAUUGUGGGUGAACAGUGGUGCAUGAUGGGAAGGGUUCACGU
This is a messenger RNA of Larimichthys crocea (large yellow croaker), 960 nucleotides long. It is a transcript of the gene rdm1, whose product is annotated as RAD52 motif containing 1. Gene Ontology annotation, cellular component: nucleolus. Bases 108 to 908 code for a protein of 266 amino acids. The transcript has 8 exons. Lineage: Eukaryota; Metazoa; Chordata; Actinopteri; Sciaenidae. Gene Ontology annotation, molecular function: RNA binding. The record is from RefSeq and is a predicted model, not a curated record.